CUGUCCGCCCGCCAACUGGGCGGUGGAGGGGGGCGGGACGAGUCCCCCCCCACACGUCCCGCUCUACUCCUUCGCCGGCGAAAACGGGUCGGAGGGCACACUGUCCUGAAACCCGGUCCAAUUGAGACGGUUCAGGACAAGAAGACUGCUAUCCACAGAUUGCGCUACAUACCGAUUGAAAGUCAUUUGCGGGUGAUUACUAUCAGGCCUCGAUUCAAAUCUUAUUUGAAUUUCUCACACUGUCAUAACGUUCCGGUGGCGCGCGCGCCAUCCUAAUUAGCUUGCUGGCUAUUGGAAGGAUUUUUUUUUUAAAAAGGACAAUUGACAACUGGACGUGCGGAUGCUCCCCUGUUCAUCUCCCGCUGUAACAGUUGCACAAUGGCCGCCUCUUCACACCAUGCACUAACUCAGACCCAAAGAAACUGUAACUCAUUUAGUAUAAUUAUAGGAUAGCAAUAAGCCCCAUAAAUUGGCACACUGUACCUCUUCAUUUUCUUGACUCUCCCUGAUAAGUCCUGUAAGGCCAAGCCUGCAAGACAUAUUUAUUUCCUCAUACCUCCAAUAGUUGUAUUGUUUAUCAUUGCAUUCAUAGUUUUUUUUAAGUACUGUGAACUACAAUCAUGGUUUCAACAACAGCAACCGUGACUGCAAUAAUGGUAGCCACCACGGUAGCGACGCAGGGCCCCCUCACGGGUUACUUGUGGCUGCUGGUCGUCGGCUUCAUCAUUGCCUUCAUCCUGGCCUUCUCGGUGGGCGCCAACGACGUCGCCAACUCGUUUGGCACUGCGGUGGGCUCCGGGGUGGUCACACUAAAGCAGGCUUGCAUCCUGGCCACUGUGUUUGAGACGCUGGGCUCGGUGCUUCUCGGCGCCAAGGUCAGCGAAACCAUCCGCAAGGGCAUCAUCGACGUGGGCAUGUACAACGGCUCCGAGCAUCUGUUGAUGGCCGGAUCCAUCAGUGCCAUGUUUGGUUCUGCUGUGUGGCAGCUGGCUGCCUCGUUCCUCAAGCUGCCCAUCUCUGGGACGCACUGCAUCGUCGGCGCUACCAUCGGCUUCUCUCUGGUAGCCAGAGGCCAGCAGGGAGUCAGGUGGCUCCAGCUUCUUCGAAUCGUCGCUUCUUGGUUUCUGAGUCCGCUCCUGUCCGGUAUAACGUCAGCUGUGGUUUUCUACUUUGUCCGCGUGUUCAUCUUGCACAAGAAAGACCCGGUGCCAAAUGGAUUGAAGGCCCUGCCCGUGUUCUACGCAAUAACGAUGGGAAUCAACCUGUUCUCCAUCAUGUUCACUGGAGCUCCGAUGUUGGGAUUCGACAGGGUCCCCUGGUGGGGCGUCUUGCUCAUCUCGCUUGGCUGCGCACUGCUGACGGCCGUCGUGGUGUGGUUCAUCGUGUGCCCGCGCCUGAAGAAGAAGAUCGAACGAGAUAUCAAGUCUUCCAGCCCCUCGGAGAGCCCCCUCAUGAAGAAGGGCGAGCUGAAGGAGCCCCACUGGCCCAUCCUCAAACACACGGAGAAGGAGGCGUCAGCGCCGUCCUGUCUGGCUGCCGAUCCAAUUCCCGCGGUGCCGCCGGCUCCCGAGGAGCGCCGCGUCGCGUUCAACAUUGGAGAUUGUGACGAAAGUGACCCUAUCAAAGAGCGCAAGGUGGCCUUUGACAUUGGGGAGUCGGAUGAAAUGGAGUGUAACAAUGCUAACGGUGUCCCUAAGCAGCCCGGCAACGGUUCUGCCACCGGAGCCCAUCAGGUUCAGUUCAACAACCGGCCGGCGCAGAUCCCGAGCAACGGUUACAGUCAGUACCACACGGUCCACAAGGACUCUGGGCUCUACAAGGACCUGCUGCACAAGCUCCACCUGGCCAAGGUUGGCGACUGUAUGGGCGAGGGUGGCGAGCGGCCCAUCCGCCGCAACAACAGCUACACGUCGUACACCAUGGCCAUCAUCGGCUUGCGCGCUGACUUUAAGCACAAGGACGGCGAGUCCCAGGACGGGGACAAGGCCCCUGGACAGGGCCAGGACAAGAAGCGCAUACGCAUGGACAGCUACACCAGCUACUGCAACGCCGUGGCUGAGCACGCCGCACCCGAAGGCCUUGGCCAGGACGACGUGACGCUGGAGAUGGGCAAGGAGGACGCGAGUAGCACCCAGAGCUCCCUGGACGAGGACGGACUGGAUGCGGACAAACCCGAAGUGUCCACGCUCUUCCAGUUCCUGCAAAUUCUCACCGCGUGCUUUGGCUCCUUCGCUCACGGAGGAAACGACGUUAGCAAUGCCAUCGGCCCACUGGUCGCCCUCUGGCUGGUGUACAUCAGCGGCAGCGUGACGUCCAAUGAACCCACGCCCACGUGGCUGCUGCUCUACGGGGGCUUGGGCAUCUGCAUGGGCUUGUGGGUGUGGGGGCGCAGAGUGAUCCAGACCAUGGGCAGGGACCUCACCCCCAUUACUCCUUCCAGUGGUUUCAGCAUCGAGCUGGCGUCUGCUCUGACCGUGGUGGUGGCUUCUAACGUCGGCCUGCCCGUCUCCACCACCCACUGCAAGGUGGGCUCUGUGGUGGCUGUGGGCUGGCUGCGCUCCAGGAAGGCGGUGGACUGGCGUCUGUUCCGCAACAUCUUCAUGGCCUGGUUCGUCACCGUGCCCAUCUCGGGCCUGAUCAGCGCCGCCAUCAUGGCCAUCUUCGUCUAUGGCUUCAAACCCACCGAAUGAGGCUCUGGCCCCCUCCCGGGGAGAAGAGAGAAACCGACGACCGCCCCGGUGUGUACCGAGACCGGAGAGGAGAGGAGUGGAGUUGGGCGGGGUUCAUAUAUCGCUUACCUCAAGCCAAUGGAAAGAAAAAAAACCACAAACAAACUUCAGAUGUUUAAUGGGACUUGCGAUAUAGGCCUUUUAGGUUCAUGGCUGCGUUAAGCUCACAUUGUGUCGCUUGUUUCCAGUCAGGCCUCCAAGUAAGAUGGUUCCAUUUCCUUGUUCAAACUUCCCUUUUCAUAUCUUUUAAUUCUGUAAAAGGCCAAGUCUAGAUUUUGAGGACAAUUUAGAUUAAACAAAAAUGUAAAUAAAAUGCAGUAUUGGACUUUUGCAGUUGUUUCAACAGUCGGCAUAGAUAAUGUUAAAAACCAGAUUCUUGCUCUUUUAGGCUUCUGGUAUACUGAGACUGAUGUAUUCUCUACAUUAAAAAAAUCAAAGGUGAGGACUGGAAA
Messenger RNA from Syngnathoides biaculeatus (alligator pipefish), 3181 nucleotides. RefSeq names its product solute carrier family 20 member 1b (gene slc20a1b). The coding region runs from base 621 to 2690 and encodes 689 amino acids. Gene Ontology annotation, cellular component: membrane. Gene Ontology annotation, molecular function: phosphate transmembrane transporter activity. NCBI's taxonomy places the organism in Eukaryota, Metazoa, Chordata, Actinopteri, Syngnathiformes, Syngnathidae. The record is from RefSeq and is a predicted model, not a curated record. Gene Ontology annotation, biological process: phosphate ion transmembrane transport. The transcript has 11 exons.